Molecule: messenger RNA, 1047 nt
Organism: Branchiostoma belcheri (Belcher's lancelet)
Lineage: Eukaryota; Metazoa; Chordata; Leptocardii; Amphioxiformes; Branchiostomatidae
Product: pancreas transcription factor 1 subunit alpha-like
Exons: 2
Coding region: 40-744 (234 amino acids)
Biological process (GO): regulation of transcription by RNA polymerase II; developmental process
Molecular function (GO): DNA-binding transcription factor activity, RNA polymerase II-specific; RNA polymerase II transcription regulatory region sequence-specific DNA binding; protein dimerization activity
Source: RefSeq, a predicted model, not a curated record
GUAGGGGCAGUACCGAGUCCACACAGCUCCUGCAAAACAAUGGACGGGUUCGGUUGCGUCGCUAGCGAUCUCGACUUCGCGAGGAUGCUAGAAGACAUCCUGUCCUCCCCUCCUCCAUCGCCGAGUGGCGAUUUUCUGGAAGAGUUUAUGGACGAUGUGAGCGAGACAAGUUUCGACUCCGGUUCUGACGGCUGCGCCACAAGUUUCGGCUCGGACGGAGCAGCGUCGCCGGUCAGAGAUGAGGAUGCGUCGCCUGCGAGGAAGAAGAAGAAGUCGGCCACGCAGAGGAAGAAGCAGCGUCUAGCCGCCAACGUGAGAGAACGUCGCCGCAUGGAGUCUAUCAACGGGGCCUUCGAUGUGCUACGGAAACGGGUCCCGACGCUGGCGUACGAGAGGAGGAUCUCCAAAGCGGACACCUUGCACCUGGCCAUCGGGUACAUUCGGUUCCUGUCGGACCUAGUCAAGUCGGACACGCAAGGUGGAGAAGCAGUUGCGCACAGCCGGCUGAAGAAGCCACCGAAAAUCAUCAUAAGUCACAAAGGAACAGGAAGCAUGUCGCCCACCGACAUGGAGUACGGGGUCCCGCCGCUAGAGGGCCACUCCCUCUCAUGGACAGACGAGAGAAAACCCGUUUCAAAGGGACAGAGACUUGUCGCGAAAAUCUGGACACCAGAGGACCCAAGAACGGAGAGCACAAAGAGUAGUACUAGUAGCUUGCCGAUGGAACAAGUUGUGCCAGCGUAAGAGAAAGACUUUUAAAUACGACACUACUGUGGACAGUAUAUACAGGCCUGGAGCCUUUUUGUAAAAAAUGCAAUUGGUACUUCGAAACAUGUACAUAAUCUACUAUUUUAUAAUCUCUUUAUAUGGUAGCUUUUGGAGUUUAUUGUACACAUCAGACAUGUAUUGUUCUAAAAAGAUGUCGCAUCUACGAUGUUCAUUUUGAAUGUAUUUUGCGGUAUUUCGCUAUUUUCUAUAUAUUUCGCUCUCGGAUCCCAAGUAAACUGCUAUUUUCUAUUCCAUGUUAUAGACCGUGUGUUCACCACC